Messenger RNA from Gadus morhua (Atlantic cod), 2771 nucleotides. RefSeq lists its product as uncharacterized. The record is from RefSeq and is a predicted model, not a curated record. The transcript is spliced from 10 exons. The coding region runs from base 155 to 1213 and encodes 352 amino acids. Gene Ontology annotation, biological process: response to bacterium. NCBI's taxonomy places the organism in Eukaryota, Metazoa, Chordata, Actinopteri, Gadiformes, Gadidae.
ACUACACCUCACAGAAAGCUAACUGGAUCAUUGGCUUGCCUCAUCUAGAGCUUCUAAGUUCCAGCCAAUCACAGUGGUCCCAGGAAAUGUAAAUGUUGGUCUAAAUUCAGAAUCAUUCACUUCAGUGAGUCCAGCGUUGGUUCAGCAUCAAACUAUGACAAUGUUUUUAGCAAUGAUGAUUCUGAGUACUGCAUUGCUGAUUCAAACCCAAGAGGAUCCUGAAUCACUCUAUUUGAAAGAAGCUAAACUUGGAGAUACUGUCACUCUGGAUUGUACACUUUUGAAAGACCGGAAUAUUAAUGAAGGGAUGAUCUGGUUUAAGCAAUCUCUGGGAUAUAAUCCCCAAAUGGUAGCUAACAGAAGUUAUGGAUCAAAUAAGAUUAAACCGUCCUUUACGUCGAGGGUCACAGUGGGAGAAGGAAGUAACUUCAAUUUGACAAUCAGCAACGUUCAAAAAGAGGAUGAAGCAAAUUAUUUCUGUAAUCAAAAAAGACAACGUGAAAACAUUUGGAUUAUUGGCGUUUUCCUGACUGUCAAAGAUCCCAAUGCCCAGAGGUUUGUCUCCCAGACUGUGGUCCAACAGCCUGUGUCUGCAUCAGCUCAGCUGGGAGACCCUGUGGCUCUCCAGUGCUCUAUUACCUCCCAGAGGACGGACCACAGUAACCAGUGCCAAGGGGAACCCAGUGUGUACUGGUUCAGAUCAGGACCAUCUCACCCUGCUGCCAUUUACAUGAAUGGAAACAGGAGUGGUGAAUGUCAGAAUAGUUCUGGGCCUCCGUCUGCUCCACAGAGAUGUGUCUACACUCUCCCCAAGAACAAUGUAGACUCCUCUGAUGCUGGGACUUACUACUGUGCCCUGUCAGCAUGCGGGGAAGUUGUGUUUGGAAAUGGAACCAAGCUGGACAUACCAGAACCCUACAUUAAUCUGGUCACCGUGGUGCUUGGAAUACUGUUCGCUUGCUGUCUGGGUGGGAAUAUAAUCCAGUUCAUAACAAGAAAUAAAAAGCAAGAUUCUGAGCAUUGCAAAGGAAAUCCCAGAGCCUCCUACCAUGUUUCAGAUGCCUCAGUGAUUCAAGAACAACAGGACGGGGAAGCUGAUUCCUUGAACUACGCAGCUUUGGAGUUUUCUGGCAGGAAAACCAAAGGAAGGAAGAAGAACAGUGAAAGAACUCAGGAGAGUUUGUAUUCUGCUGUGAGAGAAACCGGCCACUGAAGUCCAUCAACCAGGUCCUAAUAUAGUUUGAAUAGAAUUCCUUAAUAUUGUAAUCCGGUUCAGGUGCAGUAAAUUGCUCAAGGUUUAAAAAUUGAAAGCUUAAGAUAAGAUAAUAAGCUCAAAUAGAACUUUACAACCCUGGAAGGUGGUUCAUUUCAAACUAUUUGUUUUUAAUGCGGACGAACCCACAUACAUUUCUAUUUCAGAGUUUGUAGAAACUUACAGGCAUUGCUGUUUACAAAUAGAGCUAAGCAGCAUUGCAUUGUGUUAAAUGUUCAGAAAAAUAACUAAAUAACUAACAAAUUUGAUCAAAUCAAAUUAUUUUGAGUAAAGGAUAACACGAUGUAAAAACUGUAAUGUAAACUGAUAUUAGUUGGAAUGGACAAAGAAAUUGUGGUAUUGAUGUUAGGAGCUCCAUGCUCUAAACAAAUCAGUUAGACGGACUGCUUGGUGGGAAAAGUACUGGGAAAAAUAUUAUUAUUAUUAUUAUUAAAUAAAAUAUUAUUUUCGAUAUAAUGUUGCGCACAUUUCUUCUGCUAGAGCCUAUUAAAAGAGUACUUUGACAAAUGCCUUUUUAAAAGCAGAAAGCAUUUCACUUAAAGCCUACUUAUUACAAUCAUCCUUUGUUCAACACCCAACUUUAAGGUUCAGUGCAUGACAGGAAACAAUACGUCUUUGAAUGUUUCUGAAGAACAAGAGCAACGCAUCCUGUUAUAGCCAUCAGUAAGGUCUAUUUAUGCUUGCAAGUUUUUGUGUUGCCUUGUGACAACGACAUGGCCAGCCACAGCCCCCAUCUCAUACCUCGACCACAAGCGUGUAUGUGUGUCUAUGUGUGUGGGUGCUUUUUUCCCAGAACAGUGUAAAUGUACCUAUACUUUAAAUAGAAAGGCAUGAUUGUGAGUCAUAAGUUGAGUGACUGGUGGUAAAAGAUCUUGCCCAUUCUGCCAUUCUGCUCUGAUGGAGUAGGAACGGUCACCUCUGGAUAUGAGCUGAGACUUUGUUACAUCAAGGAGGGUCCUGCCUGAGGAGAAAGGCCGCACACUGACUCGUUGGUCCAAAUCUGUCACUUGAGUCCAGAGCUCAAUCAGCAGUAAAAACAUGAUGAUCUUGGCCAUUUAUUUUGCAAUGACAAUUUUGAUUGCAUCAUUGCCGGUUGAGACCGAAGACAUUCCUCUUUCGGUUUCUGAAAUAAAAGCAGAACAUGGCGAUAAGGUUACUUUAAAUUUUAGAGUAAUGAAAAAAGACGAUAAGUUUGACUGGUACAAACAAUCUCAUGGAUAUGUUCCCCAAACAGUCGCUCGAAGAGUGUUGGGAAUUUUUUUUUUUUUUCCUCCCUUUAAUUUAACAUUCACAAUGGAAGAAGGGGUUUCUGAUUUCAAUCUGAUCAUUCAAAGUGUAACUAAAGGCGAUGAAGCAAACUAUUUCUGUCGACAACAAUUUUCUGACAGUUGGACUAAUGGCAUAUUUCUGUCUGUCAAAGAUAAAAAUGUCAUGAAGGUAGAUGAAAAGCAAGAUGAAACAGAUCAAAACGUAACGAAGGUUAAUGACAAGCAAGAUG